Messenger RNA from Fusarium mangiferae, 303 nucleotides. RefSeq lists its product as uncharacterized. Bases 1 to 303 code for a protein of 100 amino acids. NCBI's taxonomy places the organism in Eukaryota, Fungi, Ascomycota, Sordariomycetes, Hypocreales, Nectriaceae. The transcript has 3 exons. The record is from RefSeq and is a predicted model, not a curated record.
AUGUCGUCCGAGGACUUAGAGAAAGAACAAGCCCACCGACAUGAAAAGUUCCUAGCCAAACAGGAGACCAAACGUGUCGGUUUGUACAAAGUCCGUCCGGACUCCAUCACGGAGGAAAUGCUGGAUGAGGAUGACAACAUCCCGAUGAAUGAAGAAGAAGACAGUGGCGAAGACAAUGAUCAUCACCUCAGCACCGACGAUCCUACCAUCCACAUCCAUGGUGGUGAGGCUAUCAUGAAGGCCGAUGUGGAUGAAGAGGACCCCUUAAACGUCGCCGACGACGAUGAAGCUAACCUUGAGUAA